Molecule: messenger RNA, 536 nt
Organism: Paramuricea clavata
Lineage: Eukaryota; Metazoa; Cnidaria; Anthozoa; Malacalcyonacea; Plexauridae
Source: the annotation of a GenBank genome assembly
AAUCACUUCUUCACGUCGUCGCUGGAUGCAAGACCUACCUAAAUGUAGGACGUUUCACGUGGCGUCAUGAUUCGGUGCUUAACUUCAUAGCAUCCAUACUUAAAUCUGUGAACCAUUGUAACCUUUAUGCUGACCUUCCUGGCUAUAUCAGUCCAUCUGUUAUCACCGGAGAUGAAUUGCGCCCUGAUCUUUUGAUAACACUUGAAAACAAAUGUAUUUAUAUACUUGAACUUACCGUCGGAUUUGAAUCUAAUCUCACUAAUGCAACUCGAAAAAGACAAAAAUAUCAAGAUCUAAUUAACGAACAGCUCAAAAAUUAUGAAAAAGUGAAAUUUGUAAAUUUAUCGAUUAGCUCAUUAGGAGUUUUCAGCCACCCGUCGCUAGAUUUCACCGAAAUGCUGAAAGAUCUAAAGUUUGAUGAACAAUGUAGAAAGUACUAUGUUCGGAAAAUUAUUAAUAUAUGUAUCAGGUCCUCGUAUUAUAUAUUCUGUAAGCGUAACAAAGAAUGGGAUAACCCACAACUAAUAUCAUACUAA